AUGUCGACGCUCAUGAGAACGCUGCGCAACCUGCGCCGAGUUGGACUUAAGGAAUAUGGCCACCAAAUGGCGAACAUCGGUGACACCAAAGCCGGAACCUUGAUCGGCCAGGACAAGUACGGCAACAAGUACUUUGAGAACUUGGAGGAGGAGCUUCCUCUCCGAACCCGCUGGGUCGACUACAAGGACCAUGAGUUCGAUCCGCACGCCUGGAUGUCAUACAUGGUCGACAAGUCACCAGCCGCAGACCCGCUCCUGCAGCGCCAGGUCCGCGUCUGGGAGCCAAAGGAGCACAGGCCGACUCUCACAUGGACCCGAUCGGGAUACAAGCCUUACAACACUGUCAAGCCCAAGUACUCUCCGUGGACACCCGUCGCCAAGGCUCGACAGUAG
This is a messenger RNA of Alternaria conjuncta, 393 nucleotides long. RefSeq lists its product as uncharacterized. The record is from RefSeq and is a predicted model, not a curated record. NCBI's taxonomy places the organism in Eukaryota, Fungi, Ascomycota, Dothideomycetes, Pleosporales, Pleosporaceae. Gene Ontology annotation, biological process: response to oxidative stress; mitochondrial respiratory chain complex I assembly. Gene Ontology annotation, cellular component: membrane. The transcript has 7 exons. Bases 1 to 393 code for a protein of 130 amino acids.